This is a messenger RNA of Penicillium brasilianum, 1477 nucleotides long. NCBI's taxonomy places the organism in Eukaryota, Fungi, Ascomycota, Eurotiomycetes, Eurotiales, Aspergillaceae. The record is from the annotation of a GenBank genome assembly.
CAAGUUACCGCAUACAAUGCUGGUCCGCCCGCAUUGUUCCUCAAACUCAAGAUCCCGUUAUCUGAACCUCGGCACGUUCUGAUAACUCGGUUCUCCGCAAUUCUUCACGCGGCCGAUUGCGAUCGCCCAAUUCCUUUUCUACCUACCGGUUCUUGUCCCUGUCCAAUUCAAAUAGGACCUGGCCUGCCCUUAUCCUCCAUUCUUCUCUCUCCCAGGACACCUUGCCUGGAAUUGCAUCUCCGCAUACACUCAAGCUUUCUCCGCACCACCUCCACAGCGCCAAUACACUGUCCACGAAGGUUCAAAUCACAACAUACCAACCCUCAUCGCCCCAAAAUGACCACCUCAGCCCCGGCGAAAGAGUUCACAGGUUGGGUCGCCCACGACGCCACAAACCCUCUCACCUACACAACCUUCACCCCGAAACCCUUCACCUCUACUGAUAUCGAAAUCCGGGUCACCCACUGCGGCAUCUGCGGCACGGACGUACACACCCUCCGCUCGGGCUGGGGUCCAACCGACUACCCCUGCGUCGUGGGCCACGAAAUCAUCGGUAUAGUCGAACGCAUCGGCACCGACGUUCCUACCCUCCCCACCUCACACGCCUCAGCCUCCAUCCGCGUCGGCGACCGGGUCGGCGUCGGCGCGCAAAGCGGUGCCUGUCUCCGCUCCGAUUGCGAAGCCUGCGCCGACAGCGAAGAGAGUUACUGUACCCGUAUGACGGGUACGUAUAACGGGCGAUAUCCGGAUAAGAGCAAGUCUUAUGGAGGAUUUGCAGCGCGGUGGCGUGGACCGGCGCAUUUCGUAUUCAAAAUCCCCGAUGCGCUGCCCAGUGCGGAGGCUGCGCCUUUGCUGUGCGGUGGUGUAACUGUCUUUGCGCCUCUACGAAAGUACGGUGCCGGUCCGGGGAAGACCGUUGGUAUCAUCGGUAUUGGAGGGUUGGGCCAUUUGGGUGUUCAGUUUGCGAAAGCGCUCGGUGCCGAGCGGGUCGUUGCGAUUUCGCGGUCUUCGAGUAAGAAGGCCGAUGCGGUGCAGGGACUCGGUGCAGAUGCGUUUAUCGCUACGGGGGAGGAGAAGGGGUGGGCGAAGACGUACUCGCGAAGCAUUGAUAUUCUACUCUCAACGGUUUCUGGUCCUGGGAUGCCGUUGGGUCAGUAUUUGCGAUUGCUGAAGCGGAAUGGGGUGUUUGUGCAGGUUGGAGCGCCCGAGGAUGCGUUGCCGCCCUUGACGGCGUUUUCGUUGAUUCAGAAAAGCGUCAAGGUGACUGGGUCGAAUAUAGGGUCGCCCGAGGAUAUUCGACAGAUGUUGGCUUUGGCGGCUGAGCAGCGGGUGUUGCCGUGGAUUCAGAAAAGGCCGAUGGAGGAUGUUAAUGCGGCCUUAAAGGAUAUGCAUGAUGGGAAGGCGAGGUAUCGGUAUGUUCUGGAGAAUGUAAAUGAAGAGGCGCAAGCGAAGCUGUAAAUUUCGAGCACGGUAUAUG